AUGGUAUACUUGGGUAAUAAGAUUUUUAGAGGGAAGAAAGAGCAGGAAUUGUACGAUAAGACGUUUGCGGGUAGAUACCAAAAGGCGUUCAGGAGGAACCACUUUGUAUAUUUUGGAUUACCGUUUAUGUUAUCAAUUGUUGCCGGAUCAAUCUACUUACAAAAAUUUACAUCAACGAAAUGGGAAGCUUACGAUGAGAAAUACAGACAGAUCAACGAAGAAGAGAUGUUGAAAAUGGUGGAAAAUAAACGACAAGUUGAUAAGAAGAAUGAUUACUAUAGGUUACAGGGCCUUCUCAACGACCAUUUAAGUAGCGAGGUGAAAUCCAAUGACGAUUACGAAAUAGUAAGAGUUCAAAGAAAGAAGGAGGAUGAACCAGUUUGGUGA
This is a messenger RNA of Hyphopichia burtonii NRRL Y-1933, 387 nucleotides long. RefSeq lists its product as uncharacterized. Lineage: Eukaryota; Fungi; Ascomycota; Pichiomycetes; Serinales; Debaryomycetaceae. The transcript has a single exon. The coding region runs from base 1 to 387 and encodes 128 amino acids. The record is from RefSeq and is a predicted model, not a curated record. Gene Ontology annotation, cellular component: mitochondrial inner membrane. Gene Ontology annotation, biological process: mitochondrial respiratory chain complex IV assembly.